AUGGGACUCAGCGGUCUAGGCCUGGACCAAGCUGCUAUAGAAGGCUUCUGGGUAGACGGUUCUCCAAAACUCAUUCAGGGCGAUCUUGAAUGCAACUACUGUGCUGCAUCUCACGACGUGUUCUGGCAGCCUAUUCCACAGUGGGAUUACCCUGUUAGUGAACAACGUUGCCUGGAGUUGCAGCCUACUGUGAUUACGCUGGAGUCUGAAGCUAUGCCUCCUGGUGCCACUUGCUGGGAUCGUAGAGAAUAG
Echinostoma caproni is the source of this 252-nucleotide messenger RNA. Lineage: Eukaryota; Metazoa; Platyhelminthes; Trematoda; Plagiorchiida; Echinostomatidae. The record is from the annotation of a GenBank genome assembly.